Pieris brassicae (large cabbage white) is the source of this 3534-nucleotide messenger RNA. RefSeq lists its product as uncharacterized. The coding region runs from base 59 to 3133 and encodes 1024 amino acids. Lineage: Eukaryota; Metazoa; Arthropoda; Insecta; Lepidoptera; Pieridae. The record is from RefSeq and is a predicted model, not a curated record. Gene Ontology annotation, molecular function: oxidoreductase activity, acting on paired donors, with incorporation or reduction of molecular oxygen; heme binding; monooxygenase activity. The transcript is spliced from 10 exons.
GAUUUAAAACAACAUUUCUGUUGUAAUUCCAUUAUAAAACGCGAGUGCUCAUACCAAAAUGGCUGUUUUACAUAUCGUGUUCUCAUUUAUUCACGAAUUAUUUGUAGUGGGAUUCGUUGGUUUUCUUCUAAUUUAUGUGUGGUUCAAAUAUAAGUAUACGUACUGGACGAGAAAAGGGGUGACCGGACCAAAGCCCUCUUUUCCUUUCGGAAAUUUCAAUGGUGUUAUGAGAAGAAAAAAACAGUUCUUUCAACCGUUUUGUGACGCCUAUUUUGAAUAUAAAAAGUUACCGUAUGUGGGCCUUUAUUCGUUUAAUGUGCCAGUUCUCAGUAUCAACGAUCCUGAUUUAGCGAAGCAAAUUCUUGUGAAAGACUUUGAUAGUUUUCUUUCACAUGGUAUGUCGCCUAAACCAAAUGAUGGAGAUCCCCUAGGAGGACAUUUGUUUAAUCUAUAUGGAUCACAGUGGAAAGCGCUUCGAGCGAAGCUUUCACCGAUGUUCACGACAGGCAAAUUGAAGACGUUUUUCCCAUUAAUCAACAAAGUUGCAGCAGAGGCGUUGGAGUACAGUGAUGUGAUAUAUGAAAAAGGAUUAUCAUUAAAUUUCUCAGAAUUUUAUGCAAAAUAUGCUAUGGAAAUCAUUGGCAGUAUCGGUUUUGGAAUUGAAAACGAUGGAUUCAAAAAAGAAACUGAGUUUUUUAAAUUUGGACAUGAAUAUUUUCAGCCGAGCUCAGUUUAUUGGACACUAACACGAGCUAUUUCCUAUUUUACACCGGGCAUUUUGGAAAAACUACAGCUUAACAGAACCAAUCCAGAAAUCAAUCAGUUCUUUUACGAUCUUGUAAGAGAUACAGUCAAUUUUCGGGAGAAUAAUAAGUACAUUCGCAAUGAUUUCAUACAGGCCCUUAUUGAUUUACAAAAGAGCGAAAAAGGAAGUGAAAAUAAGGGAUUUAAAUUUACGAUUACUGACGUCGCGGCAAACGCGAUGUUGUAUAUGUUCGCUGGCUACGAUACAUCAGCGACAACGGGAAUGUUUAUGGCCUACGAAUUGGCGCGUAAUCCAGAAAUUCAGACCAAAGUUAGGGAAGAAAUAAAGUCUGUCCUCGCGAAAUACAACGGAGAAAUCACAUUUGAAGCGCAAAAUGACCUUAUUUAUAUGAAUAUGGUUAUUGAUGAAACAUUGCGAAAGUAUCCGCCAUUACGUGCAUUGUUCCGAAGAUGCAACAAAGAUUUUAAGAUGCCCGACAGUGAUUUAGUUAUAGAAAACGGGACUCUAGUGUUCAUACCAAUACAGGCGAUACAUAUGGACCCAGAUAUUUUUGAGGACCCGGAGAGAUUUAACCCAGAGCGAUUUACCCCUGAAAGGAAAGCUAAAAUGCAUCCAUGUCAUUGGAUGCCGUUUGGAGAAGGCCCUCGCAAAUGCUUGGGAUUACGCCAAGGGUACAUUCAAUCGAAGAUUGGUCUAAUAAAACUAUUGACUAACUAUGAAUUGUGUUUGGACAAGAGAACUAUAACGCCAAUAGAAGUAAAAGUAUCAUCCAUGUCAACUGCAGCCGAAGGAGACAUUUGGAUUAAAUUAAGAAAAAUAGAUAACUUAUUACAAUUAACUUCUUCGAUACUCCAUGAGAUAUUUCUCUUGGGGUUUGUCAGCUUACUUUUACUAUACGUUUGGUUCAAAUAUAAGUUUUCUUACUGGGCCAGAAAGGGAGUACAAGGGCCAAAGCCGGAGUUCCCGUUCGGAAAUGUAAGAGAAGUUAUCCAGCGAAAGAAGCAAUUCUUCCAGCCAUACUGUGACACUUAUUUUCAAUAUAAACAUUUGCCGUAUGUCGGAGUUUAUUCCUUCCAUACACCAGUGCUAUGUAUUAACGAUCCGGAUCUAGCAAAGCACAUUCUAAUAAAAGAUUUUGACCAUUUCCAAUCGCAUGGGAUAUUCUCAAGUGCAAGUGUUGGUGAACCCCUAGGGGGACACAUUUUCAAUAUAGCCGGACCGAGAUGGAGAACACUUCGUACGAAAAUUUCACCAGCUUUUACGCCGAUAAAACUGAAGUCGUUUUUCCCCUUGGUAGAGAAAAUCGCAUCCCAAGCGGUUGAAUAUGGUGACGCACGCUAUGCAGAAGGGAAAUCUAUUGACUUCUCAGAAUUUUAUGCAAAAUACGCUAUGGAAAUUGUUGGUAGUAUAGGGUUUGGUGUUGAAAAUGAUGGAUUAAAUAAGGAUACGGAAUUCUAUCAGCGAGGAAACGAAUAUUUUGUACCAACAUCUACAUAUUGGACAGUAAUAAGGGCCAUAUCAUUUUACGCUCCCAAUAUUUUCAACAAAAUGGGGGUGAACCGUACUAACCCUGCCAUUAAUAACUUCUUUUACGAUCUCGUCAAAGACACGGUUAGUUUCCGAGAGAAAAACAACUAUUAUAGAAACGACUUCCUGCAAACGCUUAUAGAAAUACAGAAAACUGAAAGUGAAAAACCAGUUGGCGAUGCAAACCAAUUUACGUUUACUGACGUAGCGGCAAACACUAUGCUCUACAUGUUCGCUGGCUACGAGACAUCUGCUACUACGGGAAUGUUUGCUGCCUACGAAAUGGCGCGUAGGCCUGAUAUACAGGACAAAGUCAGACAGGAAGUACAAACGGUCCUCGCAGAACACAACGGCCAAUUCACUUAUGAAGCCCAAAAUGAAAUGACUUAUACGAAUAUGGUGUUAGAUGAAACAAUGCGUAUGCAUCCACCACUACGUGCACUGUUCCGGAGAUGCAACAAAGACUACAAACUGCCUGACUCCGACUUAGUAAUUGAAAAUGGUACCCUAAUAUUCAUUCCGAUUCAGGCAAUACAAAUGGACCCAGAUAUUUUUGAAGACCCAGAAAGAUUUAACCCGGAGCGAUUCGCGCCUGAGAAGAAAGCUAAAAUGCAUCCAUGCCAUUGGAUGCCAUUUGGCGAGGGCCCUCGGAAGUGUCUAGGUUUACGUCAAGGCUAUAUUCAGGCGAAGAUGGCUCUGGUGAAAUUAUUAACAAAGUAUGAAUUCACUUUGGAUAAGAAAACAAAUGAGCCACUUAAAAUUAAGCCAACAUCUUUGGCUUGUGCUGCAGAUGGAGGUAUAUGGAUAAACUUAAAGCCUCUAGAAAACGCGUGCAAAUGAACGCAUUCAAUAUAUUACCGAUUUUGGUGACUUAUUCAUAAAAACUACAUCGGUUUUAUUGCCUUCUCUCUGGCAAAUUGUUUGCCCUGUGAUAAAAAGAGAUUUUCUUAGUGCAAUAGGAUUGGUUUAGUUCAUAUGAAUAAGAGGGACGUAUAUUUUAGUUAGCAUGAUGUUUGGUUUAAAUUCGUUACAAAAAUUGUUAAUUAUCAAAAAUCUUGUACACUAAAAUAUGUGUAAUGUAUAAAAAAUUCAAAUCAAAAAAAGGUUUUUCAAAAAAUCCUGUUUUUUAGGCAAGAUACCAAAAUAUAUUAAAUAUUAAAUGUUUUGCAGUUUAUUAUAUGGUCUUGUAGUUAUAGUACUAUAUUGGUCUGGACUUCUUUAUCAUUAAAUAUUACUUAUUA